ACUACCAGAUCACCCCUGGCGAAGUGUGUUUCUCGAAAUCAUCACCGCCAUGGACAACAGAGGGUCGUCACAGAAAGGGUCACUCCUGCUCCUACUGCUGCUGGUGUCAAAUCUGUUCUUGUGCAAGAGCGUGGCCUCCCUGCCCAUCUGCCCCAGCGGGGCUGUCAACUGCCAGGUGUCCCUUCGAGACCUGUUCGACCGUGCAGUCAUCCUGUCCCACUACAUCCAUAACCUCUCCUCGGAAAUGUUCAACGAAUUUGAUAAAAGGUAUGCCCAGGGCAGAGGGUUCAUUACCAAGGCCAUCAACAGCUGCCACACCUCCUCCCUCUCUACGCCUGAAGACAAAGAGCAAGCCCAACAGAUCCAUCAUGAAGUCCUCCUGAACUUGAUACUGAGAGUGCUGCGCUCCUGGAAUGACCCGCUGUAUCACCUGGUCACGGAAGUGAGGGGUAUGCAGGAAGCCCCAGAUGCUAUCCUCUCAAGAGCCAUAGAGAUCGAGGAACAAAACAAACGGCUUCUAGAAGGCAUGGAGAAGAUAGUCGGCCAGGUCCAUCCUGGAAUCAAGGAGAAUGAGGUCUACUCUGUGUGGUCCGGACUUCCCUCCCUGCAGAUGGCUGAUGAAGACACUCGCCUUUUUGCUUUUUAUAACCUGCUCCACUGCCUACGCAGGGAUUCACAUAAGAUUGACAAUUAUCUCAAGCUUCUCAAGUGCCGAAUCAUCUACGACAGCAACUGCUAAGCCCACGUCCAUCCCGUCUGUUUCUUAACGCUCCAUCCCAUAGAAAGAUUCUUUUAGUUUUAUAGCUUUUUAAUGCAUGCUUGGGUGUAACGCAUCUCCUCUUAAAAAAAUAAAGACUCCGUAGAGAUGUCAAAAAUCUUAAAAA
This is a messenger RNA of Phacochoerus africanus (Common warthog), 884 nucleotides long. It is a transcript of the gene PRL, whose product is annotated as prolactin. Gene Ontology annotation, biological process: positive regulation of cell population proliferation; female pregnancy; positive regulation of receptor signaling pathway via JAK-STAT. The transcript has 5 exons. Gene Ontology annotation, molecular function: prolactin receptor binding; hormone activity. NCBI's taxonomy places the organism in Eukaryota, Metazoa, Chordata, Mammalia, Artiodactyla, Suidae. Gene Ontology annotation, cellular component: extracellular region. The record is from RefSeq and is a predicted model, not a curated record. The coding region runs from base 50 to 739 and encodes 229 amino acids.